Molecule: messenger RNA, 510 nt
Organism: Saprolegnia parasitica CBS 223.65
Lineage: Eukaryota; Oomycota; Saprolegniomycetes; Saprolegniales; Saprolegniaceae
Exons: 3
Source: RefSeq, a predicted model, not a curated record
AUGUCCAAGCCCGUGGCGCUCACAGCGCUCGUCGUCUUUGUGGUGCUGGCCGUGGUGCUGACGUUCGCCGUGCUUGCGUGGCAAGUCCAAGCGCCGAAAGCCAACGACCGCCUCAGCAGCCGCAGCAUCAUGGGGUUCCGCGCGCUCGUCCUUCGCCUCGCGUUCGCCGUAGCCAACGCAGCGGCCAAAGACGCAAGCGGGUUUGGCCUGGCGCAGCACGCAGUCAUUUUUGGGCUCGACGGGCUCGACGUGCGCUGCCUCCAUCAAGCCCUCGACAACGGCCUCGCGCCUCACAUGCACUACCUGCGCUCGCACGGCGUGUACACGGACAACGCCCGCAACAACCGCCCGGCGGUGAGCUUGCCCAACUGGGCCACGAUCUUUUACGGGGCGAGUGUCAUGUUUCACGGCGUCACGAGCAAUGCGUGGAGCUACUGCGCGCCCUCGAAUCUCUCGGUGGGCAUCCCGUCGAUCUUGCCACCGUGCGUUGUGUACCCUGACCUCUUCUCG